AUGAGAAAAACAUUCAUCACUCUUCAACAGAAGCUUCGUGAGAAACUGAAAGUUCGAGGAAUACCUUCGGACUCUGAACACAUAAAAGAAAACCCCUCCAUCAGAAUGAAGUUCCUCUUCUGGAUUCUUGUGCUCCUCGCGUGCUCCACCGUUCACUGCAAACGUCGUGUUUCAAGAGAUGAAGAAGCUGUCAGUGAUCCAGAAAAGGAUGCAGCUGACUUGGAACUGGCAAAGACUACUGCAACUGCAUUUGCUGCGGAUUUGAUGAAAGUGAGAACCAGUGAAGACAUCCAUGAUCUCACCAAUUGGCUUUCCGAUAAUCUCAUCUUCCAAUUGUGCGACAAUCGUUUGUACAAAAGUCACUUCGUCGCUUUCACCACUCACGCUCUCAUCGAAGAAGAGAAAUUCCCAGUGGCUCUGACUUUGGAAGUCGAUAAGGCAUUCACUCGUGGAGAUGGUCUUUCUAUGAUUGUCAAAGCAAAUGGAUUCGUUUUCGAGGAGAACGAUCAGCUCAUUUUGGAUUUUCAGAAGGACGAAGAUGGCAAAUAUAAAUUGGCUCAUGGAACUAUUCUCACAUGUAGAUACGAAUAG
Caenorhabditis briggsae is the source of this 591-nucleotide messenger RNA. The transcript is spliced from 3 exons. The record is from RefSeq and is a predicted model, not a curated record. The coding region runs from base 1 to 591 and encodes 196 amino acids. Lineage: Eukaryota; Metazoa; Nematoda; Chromadorea; Rhabditida; Rhabditidae.